Closterium sp. NIES-65 is the source of this 3276-nucleotide messenger RNA. The record is from the annotation of a GenBank genome assembly. Lineage: Eukaryota; Viridiplantae; Streptophyta; Zygnematophyceae; Desmidiales; Closteriaceae.
AUGCUCGAUUCCCGUCGCUAUCUAACAACUGUUACUAAUCCGUUACUUCAGUUUGUCGACGGCCGCCCUCCGCCGCGCCUACCGGAAGCGCUGGUGGCGAAGCUGUACCCGUACGACCGCUCCACCGAGUCGUUCCUGCAGGCGAUUGACACCGGGCAUCUGCCUGGGGACCUGCUGCACGACAUCCCCUGCAUCUACCGCAACGGAUGUGUUUCCUGCGAGGUGCGCGACUACCGCGAGCUGGCGGAGGGGCGGGGCGGCAGCAUAGCGCGGAUCCCCCCGGGGUCCUCGCCAGCAGCAGCAAUGGAGGCAGCGGGGCGGCGGGCGGGCGAGGGCCCGGUGAGGACGUGGCGUGUGGUGCUGCGACCCACGUCUGAGAGCAUUGCGAAGGACGUGGCCGCCAUGGCUGACGCCUCCUGGUCGUAUCAGGACAUGCUGGUGGGUUGGGAGUGGUGGAAAGGCGUGCUGGUGCGUGCAGAGUGGUGGAAAUGCGUGCUGGAGGUGGAGGCACGCAUGUUAAGGGCAGUGCAGUCGCCGCCGCUGUGUCUGGAUCCCAGCCCACGCGUGUCCGAGGAGGUGGAAGCACGCAUCCUGAGAGCAGUGCAGCCGCCGCUGUGUCUGGACCCCAGUCCGCGCGUGGCCGAGGUGGCGCGUCAACAGCAUUUCCACAAGGCGAAGCUGAACGCCGUGCCGCCUGCGUCGCGGCACCGCGGGCUGCUCAAGUACCGCCGCCUCGCCCUCCCCCCCGCGUGGGACCCCCUCUCGCCCCUCCGCCGCGCCGUGGCUGGGGAUGCUGUCGCGCCUGAUGAUGGCGAGGCGGAGGAGGAGGAGGAAGAGCGACGGGGUGGGAAGGGGUCUGCAAAACGAAGGCGGACUGAUGUUAUCUGCAUUGCUCCCCUCUCUGACAUCCUUCCUCCGCCCCUCUCUCGCCCUCCUCCUUUUCUUCUUGCAGAAGCAAUGGGAGGAAGUAAGGUGAAGAAGGGAAAGAAGAAAGCAAGGAAGGGGCUGGGUGAGGAUAAGACUCCCCUGCAGCAACAAAAGCUGAAGAAGAAAAAGAAGAAGGCGAAGAAGCAGAUGGGUGUGAAGGGGGGGGCGCUGCUGGGCGAUGGCACCCUUCUCUCCCCCACCCUCCCUCCAGCCCUUGCUACAGCCAUGUCAGCCGCCGCCACUGCUGCUGCCGCCACGUCCAGAGCUCUGCCUGGCUCGCUCCCAUCCGCUGUGGCGGGCCCUGCUGACGCCUUUGGCCUCUUAUCAGACGCAGCAGCAACUCCAGAGGUGGAGAUGGGUGCAGAUGAGUUCCUGCUCAUGAGUGCAGGCCUGCUGGGUGGGGCAUUCGGGGGAGCGGCUGCACCAGCAGGGACGGCUGUAGCAGGGGCAGGUGCAGCAGCAGGCGGCACAGCAGGGGUGGGUAUUGCAGCCGAGGGGGGCCUGGGGGGUGAACUGGAGCAGGGGCAGGGUGGCGCUGGGGGCGAGGACGGGGGGCUGGACGAUGCAUUGGAUGGGCGGCUGGAUGGGGGGCUAGAUGGGGGGCUGGACGGGGGGCUGGAUGGGGGAUUGGAUGGGGGGUUGGAGGAGAGUCUUGAUGGAGGGUUGGAUGCUGGGUGGGAGGAUAAGAACGAGUCGCUGGAUGAGUUUGGUGGGGCGGAUACGGGGCUGUCCCAUGCGAUGCCUGUGCCUGUGCUGCGGAAGCAGCCAGGCCCACCAGUGCCCCAACUGGCCAAGCCCGGCAUUGCUCAGCAGUCGCACCUGCCGCCGCCCACACACGGCCAGCAGCAGCCACACCCCGUGCAACCAGGUGCUCCUGACGGCGCCACUCCUGCUGUUGCUGCUGCUCGCCUGCCCAUGCCUCCUGAAGCACCGUCGCCUGCUGCUGCUGCAGGUAUGGCUGCACCUGCGGCUGUAAUGGCGCCACCCGAAGCCAAACCUCAGGUCCGACCCAGCCUGCCUAUUCAGCAGCAGCUGGCAGCAGCAGGCAUGGUGGCUACUUCUCAGGUGGCGGAUGGGGAGCAGGUGCGCAAGGCAGUGGUUGCAGCCCCACCAUCCGGCCCCCCGGGUGGCAUAGUGGUGGAGGGUGCACCUGAGGACAGGGACAAACCAAAGCCUCUUGCUGCUGUUGCAGCGGCUACAGCUGGUACCACUGCAGUUGCCGCUGCUGCUGGCUCAUCGGGGCAGCAGCAGCAGCAGCAGCAGCAGCAGAAGGUAGUUGUCGCGGCUCCAGCAGACACAAAGAGAGCGUUGGGAGCGCUGCUAUCGAUCAUCAAGAGCCACGGCUUGUAUCCGCCAGCGCCAUCGUCCCCGGAAGCCCUCCCCCCGCCCAAGCGCAGCAACCCCGACCCGGCGUUGGUGCGGCAGGCGCUGGCGGGAGGGGGGGAGGAGGCAGCGGAACCCAAGGGCAAGCGCAGCCUGCGCUUCUCACUGCUCACCGCGGGCGUCAACGUCAACGCGCCCAAGAUGCGUGGGCUUACCUUUGUUCGCCUCGACUCCAACCCACAAGGUCUUUUCCUCCUUUCCCCUCUCUUUUUCCUUUCUUCCCUCACGCUCCCCUCUGCCCUCCGCACUGCCCUCUCUGCUCGCCCACCAGGCGUGCGGCGCAUGCAGCAGCGGCUGGUGAUGAGGGGGCGGCAGAAGGACGAGUGUGUGGAGGCCAUCAUACAGGAGGGCGCCGAUGGCGACGCUGACGCUGCGGGCGCGGCAGGAGGGGCGGGCGGAUCGAGCAUCUCACUGCGCCGCGACCAGCAGCUGCCUCUCCUGCCCCACACCGUCAGCUGCCCACCCUUGCUGCUCUCCCUUUCCCACGCAGUCACACGUGCACGCACGCAAUGGACAUAUACAUGCAAUCACACAUGUGCACACAGACACAGUCACACUCACCUCAAGGAGGAGAAAUAUGUGGAUACAACCACCUGCUUGUUCCCGCCCCAGCUGGCUCUGCCUAUGUCACCUGCCUCAUCCACGCCCCCCUUACUUGUCACUGUCUCUCCCUUUCCCUCCUCGCCCGUCUUCCCAGGAGUAUGCGGAUCGAUUCGCGCGAACCUAUGUCCGAGUGGUACGUGUGUGCGCUGCACCAUGUUCCCUUCCACCAUGCUACCCUCCACCAUGCUACCCUCCACCAUGCUACCCUCCACCAUGCUACCCUCCACCAUGCUACCCUCCACCAUGCUACCCUCCACCAUGCUACCCUCCACCAUGCUACCCUCCACCAUGCUGCCCUCCACCAUGCUGCCCUCCACCAUGCCGCUCUUCCUUUUUGCUGCUCGCCCUUCCUCUCAUGGGUGA